This is a messenger RNA of Rotaria socialis, 795 nucleotides long. Lineage: Eukaryota; Metazoa; Rotifera; Eurotatoria; Philodinida; Philodinidae. The record is from the annotation of a GenBank genome assembly.
AUGAAGUCACAGACUGGUAUAGCUCUGACGAAUGCACUUCUAUUGUUAUUGAUUUCGUGUGAAUCGGCUGCACUCUAUCAAAACUCGAUCAAUUGGGACAGUCGUACUCAUCAACAAACAUACACAGAUGUCAUGGCUAGAUCGGAUUUUGGUUCAGUCACUGGAUGGCAGAACAGCCGUGCCAUGAUAUCAAAUGGUGGUUUACGUAUAACAAUCGAGAAAAAUGCUCUUUCAGGAGCUGGAGGACUUAUAUCAAACACAGGAAUUCCAGGUGGUACUGCUUAUGAAUUAGAUUUCGAUGUUAAAUUUCACAGUCAGUUUGAUUGGAGCCGUGGCGGGAAAGUUGGCUUUGGCUUUGGUGUCGGAAACGGGAAUACAGGAUGUAAUUUACCAACUGAUGGCGCAGGUGGUAGUUUACGUUUAAUGUGGUACAAUAAUGGAAAUCGAGUCUACUUUCAUCCAUAUAUUUAUCAUUUUGGUAUGCCUGGACCUUGUGGAAGUAAUUUUGGUAAAUCUUACCCAUCAACAGGUAGUCUUCAGAAAGGCCCGUGGUACAAAGUUCAUAUGUAUAUCAAAUCAAAUACUGGUAGUAAUACCAAUGGACACGUGCAAAUAAAAAUCAAUGGCGAGACACUGAUUGAUCAAAGUAUCCGUUGGACAACAAAUGACAGUAAGCGAUUUAUCAACAGGUUAUCUUUCCAUACUUUUCGUGGUGGAAAAGCAGACGAAUGGAAAUCUAAUACUGAUGGCUAUAUUUACUAUGACAAUUUGUCCGUUCGACAAAUCAGCGCAUAA